UCUCUUCGAGAAAUUAAAUUGUGAAAUAAAAAUAAUAAAAAAAAUGCUGGGAGCUCGAGUCUGUGUCCGUACAGUCGCCGGGUUCGGCAGCACCACCACCUUCAGCGAUCAGACUCGGAGCUCGAGCUCGAGUUCGUGUUCGAGUUGGGCCCCUAAGCCUAACGCGCUUUGCCUCUCGAGCCCAUUUCGUUUCGGAAACAAACGGCGUCGUAAUAAUAAUAGCUUCCAAAUCCAAAUCCAAUCGAAAUCGCAAUCGAUGCUCAUCGUUUCUCGUAAUUCUUCCCAAGGAAGAUUCGGUGGCCGAUCCGGCAAUGCCCACGAUCACAACGAUCAUGAUUUUCUAGAAGCUUCUCUCCUCCUCUCAGAAACCGCGUUGCACUACCGUAUGCGGAGGCUAGGAUAUCGAGAAGAGAGGAAGUGGCCGUCCCCUGGUCAAUCGACCCCAUUUUCAGUCCAAUUAAAAAAACCCCGUGUCAAUUUCGAUUUAAUUGGAGAGAGUUUUCUCCGCCGCUUUCAGAAUCCUACAAUCUUUCUCAAGAUUUCUUGUGAUGGAGACUUUUUGCUACCGAUUAUUGUAGGAGAAUUUGCUGUUGAAAAACUUAUAGAUCCCCAGUGGGAAGAUAAGAAUGGGGACUCCCCAGAUCAAUUCAACUUCAUUAGAGAUCUAGUGGAAAAGCUUGGCUACCAGGUUACUAUGGUGAGAAUUACAGAAAGAGUCGUUAAUACUUACUUUGCCAGACUAUAUUUUAGCAAGCCUGGGAAAAAUGAUAUUCUGAGUGUGGAUGCACGUCCCUCAGAUGCCAUAAAUGUGGCAAAUAGAUGUAAGGCACCAAUAUUUGUAAGUAGACAAAUUGUCUUGGAAGAUGCUAUUAAAAUUGGUUAUGGGAUGGGCAGAACUCGUGAUACUAAGUCUACUUAUGAUGUGUCCCUUGACAGUGCUGCAGAUGGUCCAGAUAUACUGUCGGAGGAACUUUAUUUAGUGAAGAAUAUGAAUUUCGCUAUUAGAGAAGAAAGGUACAAGGAUGCAGCCAUGUGGCGAGACAAACUAGUGAAGCUUCGUGAGUCAAGUACAUGAACAUUAAUCAAUCAUAAGGUACAUAUUCUUUGCCAUGUUUGAUUAGCAAACAUUGGAAUGGAACAUGUGCAUACAGUUUUAUGUUUUGCUGGUGGCUAGUCCUUUUUUGGUUAUUUGAAAGAUGGCUUGAAAUAUUUCUUCUCAUGGGUGGCAGGAUAACUUAGUGUUGGAAAAAAUGCCUCAUUUUAGUCUUUUGGUGUCAUGUUUUCAGUAGGAAUACUCAAUAGUGUUAGGAGCAUCUGGAGGAAUUGAUGCAGCAGGAACAAGAUUAUGCUAUGUACAGCUUCAACUUUAAAAAAAUUGUUAAUAGACUAAUGUAAAGUCAUAUAUUCAAUUAAAUUGUGUUACCCAUAAAGAUUAUCCAAUUUCUCUUACCUAGAGAUGUAAAUUUCAAAGUGCACUACAAACAGGUUUACACAUAAUUCUUAGCAAAUGAUGAAUGACAAGAAAGAGCAAUGUUCCCCGUUGUAUUCCCA
Molecule: messenger RNA, 1551 nt
Organism: Quercus lobata
Lineage: Eukaryota; Viridiplantae; Streptophyta; Magnoliopsida; Fagales; Fagaceae
Product: Wound-responsive family protein
Exons: 9
Coding region: 44-1075 (343 amino acids)
Biological process (GO): protein ubiquitination
Cellular component (GO): VCB complex; nucleus
Molecular function (GO): nuclease activity
Source: RefSeq, a predicted model, not a curated record